CACGUCGUUUUUGUUUUGACACAGAAACAACAAUUCAUACAGAUCGUCGGACGAUAGAGUUGUGAACAGUCGUAUUUCACUUAUAAAUCCAACGAAUGUUGGGGAGUUGUUUUCUAUAGAAAUCUCAAAACAAUAAUCAUGGAUCCAGCAUUGCUUAGAGAACGCGAGGCCUUUAAACGGCGGGCUAUGGCCACCCCAACCGUCGAGAAGAAGGCCCGGACGGAACCAAGCUAUGCAAGCCCCAAGGACGUUAAGAAGGCAAGACCCUCUGUGGCACCACCGAAGAUGGAUGCCAGCAACUACAAAAGUAUGUCCGGAAGUUCGCAAUACCGCUUCGGAGUACUUGCCAAGAUUGUGAAGCACAUGCGCGCUCGCCAUCAGGAGGGUGAAGAUCAUCCACUCUCGCUAGAGGAUAUACUGGAUGAAACCAAUCAGUUGGAUAUUGGAUCGAGUGUGAAGACCUGGCUGCAAGGGGAAGCACUGAAGAAUAAUCCAAAGAUUGAGGUCACCCCGGAGGGGCGCUUCAUGUUCAAGGCUGUGUAUAGACUAAAGGAUGGUAAGAGCUUGAUGCGUCUGCUGAAGCAGCAGGAUCUGAAAGGUUUGGGAGGUGUUCUGCUGGACGAUGUACAGGAAUCGCUUCCACACUGUGAGAAAGUUCUAAAAAUUCGCGCAUCGGAAAUUGUGUUCAUCACUCGUCCGAAUGACAAGAAAAAGGUUUUGUUCUACAACGAUCGAACGGCAAAUUUUCAGAUUGAUGAAGACUUUCAGAAGCUGUGGCGAUCGGUGACAGUGGACGCAAUGGAUGAUGCUAAGAUUGAUGAAUACCUGGAGAAACAAGGUAUCCGGUCGAUGCAAGAUCAUGGACCGAAAAAGCCAGCUAUUCCGAAGCGGAAGAAAGCCCAGGCUAAGAAGAGGCAGUUCAAGAAACCGAGGGACAAUGAGCAUUUGGCGGAUGUUUUGGAGACGUAUGAGGACAACACGCUUACCCAAUCGAAUGCGGUGCAGGAAAUUAAGCAAAAUAAUUAAGAUGAAUAUUUAUGUUAGAUUGCCAUUCUGACAAGUGAUAUAUUAUUUUUAAUAAUAAUUUUUUUUGCGACUAAUCUUCCUGAUGAAUCUUUCAUUUCAAUUUCACCUGUAUUGGCUGACUUUUACACGAUCAAUGAUUUCAUCAGUCUUGUGAUGUGUAUGACGAUAUUGGUGGAAAGAUUGACCGUGCAAGAUGUCCGAAAUUGGUGUUUCCGUGAAAUAAUCUUUGACAGGUUAUAUCGACAUUAAGCAUACUUUUGAUUGUGUAGGGGCUGCCAAUAAGUGUUCGGACGGAUUUCAUAUAAGAAUUGCAG
Molecule: messenger RNA, 1340 nt
Organism: Toxorhynchites rutilus septentrionalis
Lineage: Eukaryota; Metazoa; Arthropoda; Insecta; Diptera; Culicidae
Gene: TfIIEbeta
Product: general transcription factor IIE subunit 2
Exons: 3
Coding region: 139-1026 (295 amino acids)
Biological process (GO): transcription initiation at RNA polymerase II promoter
Cellular component (GO): transcription factor TFIIE complex
Source: RefSeq, a predicted model, not a curated record